This is a messenger RNA of Daldinia childiae, 744 nucleotides long. RefSeq lists its product as uncharacterized. The transcript has 2 exons. Lineage: Eukaryota; Fungi; Ascomycota; Sordariomycetes; Xylariales; Hypoxylaceae. The record is from RefSeq and is a predicted model, not a curated record. Bases 1 to 744 code for a protein of 247 amino acids.
AUGUUGAAGCCUGCGGUUAUUGUCGUCGUAGGAGGGUUCCAUAAGCCUGAUCAUUAUCACUCACUGAAGGUAAAGCUGGAAGCACAGGGAUACGAGGUCUUCAUUCCACCUCUGCCAAGCUGUAGUUCCCAGGUUGGAAUAACGUGGAAGGAUGAUGUUGCAGUGAUACACAAGACAGUAGAACCGCACAUGGACAAUGGUAAGGAAUUCAUCGUUGUAUGUCACUCCUACGGAGGUGUUCCUGGUUGUGCUGCUACAAGCGGAUUUACCGUCGAGGAACGGAAAAAUGGUGGUAAGAAAGGAGGCUUUCGGGCAAUCCUUUUCAUGGCCGCUUUUGCUGUAUCACAAGCUGGCAUGGAUAUCCUACAAUGCUUAGGGGGGAAAUAUCCAUCUUGGAUGACACAUCAACCUUCAUAUCAGAGGAAUAAAACAUGCUUCGCCAGUGAUGAAGCGAAGCAAGACUUUUACAAUGAUCUCCCGGAUGAUGUAGCCGAAAAAUGCUUCGAUGCCUUGCUACCGUUUUCGCAAGACGCCCUCGAAACGCCAGUCGAGUUCGUUGCUUCCGACCUUAUCAUCCCAAGAACGUUCCUAAUAUGCGAGAAUGACAUGGCAAUGCUUCCGCACAUACAAGAGAAUCUAGCGGCCGGAAUAUCAGGCAUGAAGGUUGAGAGGUGCUCAGCUGGACAUAGCCCAUUCAUUAACCAACCAGAUCGAGUCGUAGAGGUGAUAGAGGGACUUGUAUAA